AUUACUGACGGAUUUUCCCCCAAAAAACCGCGAACAUUUAAGCUAAGCGCUUCUCCUUGCAAACGUUCGUUCCCCAGUAACAUCAUCUGCAACCAAAAGUACAGCGUGCUCACAUUUCUUCCGUUGGUUUUACUUAAUCAGUUCAAGUACUUUUUUAACUUGUACUUUUUAUUGGUUGCCUUAUCUCAGCUUAUAAAAGUAUUUCAAAUUGGAAAUUUGUACACUUACUGGGGACCCCUUUUGUUUGUGUUGAUUGUUACUAUCAGCAAGGAGGCUUACGAUGACUUUCAGAGAUUCCGCAGAGAUUGCGAGGUGAAUUCUUCCGUUUAUAAGAAGUUGCGUGUAGAAAGCUUUGAAGAAAUUAAAAGCGCAGAUUUAAAGGUGGGCGACGUGCUUCUACUUGAAAUGAAUCAAAGGGUCCCCGCAGAUUGUUUGUUGUUGAGAACUUCUGACAAAUCCGGCUCGUGCUUUAUCCGCACCGAUCAAUUGGACGGGGAGACGGACUGGAAGUUGCGGGUUGCGGUGCCCUCCUGCCAAAUGGUCAAGAGGGACGAGGAGGUCUUCUCUAUGGACGCCACUGUGUUUGCCGAUAAGCCAACAAAAGAUAUUCACUAUUUCACUGGUAACUUCAUGAUCUCUGGGCGUCCCACUGAGCCUUUAAGCGUGGAAAACAUGCUCUGGGCCAAUACGGUACUGGCCUCUGGCACUGCCCUUUGCUGUGUUAUAUACACCGGCAAGGAAACUCGCAGUGUGAUGAACACAUCUCCUCCCGCCAACAAAAUUGGCCUGUUGGACCGUGAGAUCAAUGUUUUAACCAAAAUGCUUUUCGCUUUGACGCUCGUCCUCUCAUUUGUUCUAGUGGCCCUGAAGGGCCUUAAUGAAGUCUGGUACGUGUAUAUGUUCCGGUUUGUGCUGCUUUUCUCGUACAUUAUCCCUAUAAGUCUUCGGGUUAACCUUGACUUUGCCAAGGUCUUCUAUAGUUACACCAUCGAAAAAGAUAAAGGUAUUCCGGGCACCGUUGUCCGGACUUCGAGUAUCCCCGAAGAGCUCGGGAGAAUCCAUUACCUGCUAAGUGACAAAACCGGCACAUUAACGCAAAAUGAAAUGCUGUUUGAACGACUGCACAUGGGUACUGUCUCCUUCAAUUCAGAAACCUUUUUAGACGUUAAAGAGGCGCUGACUUCUAGCCUUAAACUUGUCUCGAAGUCAAGUUCCAGUCCUUCCAGUGAAUCACUUUUAGCAAACUCGAACUCUGUUACUAUCAAUUCUCGAAUCAAAAACGUCGUCACUGCACUGGCACUUUGUCACAAUGUAACGCCAAUCUCUGAUAACGGCGAAACCAUUGGCUAUCAAGCUGCUUCUCCAGAUGAAAUUGCCUUAGUUAACUGGACAGCGGAACUUGGACUACGGCUUGUGUAUCGUGAUCUACACCGUAUAGUGCUUGAGGUUGAUUGCGAAAACCUCUCUAUUGGUUACGAGAUUCUGCAUGUCUUUGCUUUUACUUCAGAGACGAAGCGAAUGGGCGUCAUUGCCAAGGAAGAGAGUUCCGGCGAGAUUGUAUUUUUGUUGAAAGGCGCUGAUGUGAUUAUGUCGAAGAUUGUCAUGCACUCCGAUUGGUUGCAAGAGGAAUGCGAUAACAUGGCACGGGAGGGGCUGCGAACGCUGGUGGUGGCUCGGAAGACUUUUUCCUUAGAAGAAUACACCGCUUUUAAUUCAGAGUAUACAUUGGCAAAGUGCAGUACUGGAAGCAGACAAGAGAACGUAAGAAGAGUUAUUCAAAGUAUAGAACAUGGAAUGGAACUUUUAGGCGUUACUGGCGUGCGAGACAAGCUACAAGAAGACAUCAAGCCAACUCUUGAAUUGCUUAAAGAUGCAGGCAUCCGCAUAUGGAUGCUUACGGGCGAUAAAAUGGAGACAGCCACAUGCAUAGCCAUUAGCACAAGACUGGUUUCUCGGUCCCAAGAGAUCCACCAAUUUGCACAAGUUAAUAAUGAAAAGGAAGCAAUCAAGGAACUAUAUACUUUUAAAAAAAAGGAAAACUGUGCUUUAGUUAUUGACGGGUCAACUUUGCAGCUUUUCCUGAGUUUUUUUGAAGAAGACUUUAUAGAAGUAGCCAGUAAAUGCCCGACAGUUAUAUGCUGCCGGUGCACUCCCACCCAAAAAGCGGAAAUUGUGAAACUUAUUAAGCGCUAUUCGGACGCCCAAGUUUGUGCCAUUGGCGACGGCGGAAACGAUGUUUCCAUGAUCCAAUCGGCUGAUAUUGGUAUCGGCAUUGUUGGGAAAGAAGGAAAGCAAGCUUCCCUCGCCGCUGAUAUUUCCAUCACUAAAUUCAAGCACAUUGUCCCUCUUUUUUUAUGGCACGGGCGCACCAGCUACAAGCGCUCGGCGGCUUUAGCUCAGUUUGUCAUUCACCGCGGCUUAAUUAUAUCCGUCAUUCAAGCCGUCUUUUCGGCAGUCUUCUACUUUUCAGCCAUUUCUCUCUAUCAGGGACCUCUUCUAGUGGGCUAUGCUACUAUUUACACCUCACUUCCAGUGUUCUCAUUAGUUUUGGAUGUUGAUUUAACCAGGAGUUUGGCCAUUAUGUAUCCCGAGUUAUAUAAAGACUUGACUAAGGGGCGCCUGCUAACUAUGAAGACCUUUUUUGCAUGGGUGGGAAUAAGUACUUACCAAGGCGCCUCUAUCAUGAUCGGCGCUUUGUUACUUUUUAACUUUGGCGAGUUUAUACAUAUUGUUUCUAUUUCCUUCACUGCAUUAAUACUGACGGAGCUGUUAAUGGUCGCACUGACGGUCGUUUCUUUUCAUUGGUUAAUGGUGGUAUCAGUAUUCGGGAGCUUUCUAGCAUACAUACUCUCCAUCUUUGUCCUGACCAAUUAUUUUGAUCUCAAGUUUGUGUGCUCAUUUACCUUUUUGUGGAAACUGCUGGUGAUCACCACAAUCAGCUGUUUUCCUUUAUUCUUUCUUAAACAGUUGCGACAUCGCUUAGACCCGCCAAAUUACUCCAAACUCACUUAA
Messenger RNA from Zophobas morio, 3012 nucleotides. Its product is annotated as probable phospholipid-transporting ATPase IIB. Lineage: Eukaryota; Metazoa; Arthropoda; Insecta; Coleoptera; Tenebrionidae. The annotation marks the transcript as partial. The transcript has 25 exons. Gene Ontology annotation, cellular component: trans-Golgi network; endosome; plasma membrane. Gene Ontology annotation, molecular function: magnesium ion binding; ATPase-coupled intramembrane lipid carrier activity; ATP binding. The record is from RefSeq and is a predicted model, not a curated record. Gene Ontology annotation, biological process: phospholipid translocation; retrograde vesicle-mediated transport, Golgi to endoplasmic reticulum; endocytosis.